Thermochaetoides thermophila DSM 1495 is the source of this 1620-nucleotide messenger RNA. Its product is annotated as putative transporter protein. Gene Ontology annotation, cellular component: fungal-type vacuole membrane. The record is from RefSeq and is a predicted model, not a curated record. Gene Ontology annotation, molecular function: L-glutamate transmembrane transporter activity; L-arginine transmembrane transporter activity; L-tyrosine transmembrane transporter activity. The transcript is spliced from 5 exons. Gene Ontology annotation, biological process: amino acid transmembrane transport. Bases 1 to 1620 code for a protein of 539 amino acids. Lineage: Eukaryota; Fungi; Ascomycota; Sordariomycetes; Sordariales; Chaetomiaceae.
AUGACGGGAUACUCGACCAUCGCCUCUGGCACCUCGUCAGCAGGGGGAAUGGCGAACACACGUCGUGUCCGUGGCCCCAAGAUGGGCGGUGGCGGCCACGCUUCCAUGAUGAGCAGCAAUAUCAACCUCCUCAAUACCAUCAUUGGUGCCGGAACGCUGGCCAUGCCUGCGGCCAUGUCGCAUUUUGGCGUCAUGCUCGGCGUUCUGUUGAUCAUCUGGUGCGGUUUCACCUCGGCCCUGGGCCUUUAUCUGCAGUCGCGCUGCGCCCGCUACCUAGAUCGCGGCACAUCUUCGUUCUUCGCCCUCUCUCAGAUUACCUAUCCGAACGCUGCUGUCGUGUUUGACGCCGCUAUCGCCAUUAAGUGCUUUGGCGUGGGCGUCUCGUACAUGAUUAUCAUCGGGGACCUCAUGCCCGGCGUGGCAGAGGCUUUUGGGCUGACAUCAAUGGAUCUACCAUAUCUGGAGGACCGCAGAUUUUGGAUUACGAUCUUCUUUCUGAUCUUCAUCAUCCCGCUCAGCUUCCCGAAAAAAUUGGACUCGCUCAAGUACACGAGCGUCGUGGCCCUGAUGGCCAUUGGAUACCUGGUUAUCCUGGUCGUCUACCACUUUGCGGCUGAUGAGAUCCCGAACCAUCGGGACAUCCGCGUUAUUAGAUGGGAGAGCCCGGUUACCGUGCUCAGCAGCUUGCCGGUUGUCAUCUUUGCCUAUACCUGCCACCAGAAUAUGUUCUCGAUUGUCAACGAGAUCAAGGACAACUCGCCUGGCAGCAUUGUAGCUGUUAUUACUGCUAGUAUCGGUACCGCCGCUUCUGUCUACAUCCUGGUUGCUAUUACCGGCUACCUCACUUUUGGCAACGAUAUUAAGGGCAACAUUGUGGGAAUGUAUCCUCCGUCGGUUGCUUCAACCAUUGCCAAAGCAGCCAUCGUCGCCCUCGUCACCUUCUCUAUUCCUCUGCAGAUCCAUCCCUGCCGUGCCUCGCUCGACGCCGUCCUUCGCUGGCGCCCCAACAAGUCCCGCUCCGCCAGCACCUCCCAGUCCGCUGCCGGCAGCCAGCCGCUGCUGGCCGCCUCCGCCAGCAUCUCUGCCCCCGCGCCCGUCCUUGACAGCCACGGUGCCCCGGUUGUGGUUAUGUCAGAAUUGCGGUUUGCCCUGAUUACGUCGACUAUUCUCGUGUUGAGUUACCUUGCCGCGCUGAAUGUUUCUUCGCUCGACAGGGUGUUGGCGUAUGUGGGGAGUACCGGAUCGACAGCGAUUUCGUUUAUUCUUCCUGGCCUGUUUUACUACAAAAUCAGCGACCCCGAUAGUAUCUACCAUCAACGUCUGUCUAAGGAAGAUGAUGACGCUGAUUUUGACGGCGGGGUUUCUGAGAGUGGCGAUGAAGAAGAAGGCGCCGGUGACCUGGGUGCCAGCGGGCUUCUGGAGGGUAGUGUGGCUAGCUUGAGGUCAACGGCCAGUUCUGCGAAGUCAGCGGCCACGGGACGAUGGAAGUGGAGGAGGAAGUGGCGCUGGGAUUUGGAACAUUUAGAGACGGUUUUGUUACGAAAGAUGGCAUUGUUUUUGUCGGUGUACGGGGUAUGUGUGAUGUUUAUUUGCUUGGGUAUGAAUGCCUUCUUCCGCUAA